AUGGGUGAUGUUGAGAAAGGCAAGAAGGUUUCUGUACAGAAAGGUGCUCAGUGCCACACUGUUGAGAAGGGAGGCAAGCACAAGACUGAACCGAAUCUCCAUAGUCUGUCUGGGAGGAAGGCAGGUCAGUCUCCUGGAUUCUCUUACACACAUGCCAACAAGAACAAAGGCAUCAACUGGGGAGAGGAUACACUGAUGGAAUAUUUGGAGAAUCCCAAGAAAUACAUCCCGGGAACAAAAGUGAUCUUUGCUGGCAUCAAGAAGAAGGGAGAAAAGGCAGACUUAAUAGCUUACCUCAGAAAGGAUACUAAUGAGUAA
Molecule: messenger RNA, 318 nt
Organism: Cavia porcellus (domestic guinea pig)
Lineage: Eukaryota; Metazoa; Chordata; Mammalia; Rodentia; Caviidae
Product: cytochrome c-like
Exons: 1
Coding region: 1-318 (105 amino acids)
Biological process (GO): mitochondrial electron transport, cytochrome c to oxygen; mitochondrial electron transport, ubiquinol to cytochrome c
Cellular component (GO): mitochondrial intermembrane space
Molecular function (GO): electron transfer activity; heme binding
Source: RefSeq, a predicted model, not a curated record